AUGCAUCUCACAGAAAUUGAUGUAUCCUUCGACGCGGUAGCAAAGCGAUUCGCUUGCAAGCGUAGAAGUGUUUUACCUUUAACUUUGAAAUUAAUUAUAUUUAUUAAUGUCUUUUAUUGCGAAGCUCAAGGUAAUGUAACGCCAUAUACAAUAAAAAAAACGAGCCUUGGCUUAAUUCGUAGAGUUCAUCGCGAUGAUUCAAGUAUCAAAGGGCCAAUCGUUGAUUGGCGCGAUGAGAAUCAACAAGUGGAACAUACCGAGUAUCUAGAAAAUUUAAGAUCUUCGAAAAAUACGAAUAAAAGUAUACAUUUUGAUUUAUCAUCGUUUCUCAAUGCUACUAAGAAUAUUACGAAGGCCGAAAAAACGAUUGUUGGUGAACUUACGAAUCAUACAAGAUUUAAAAGAGGUGUCAUUCAUCUUUACAAUAUGGUAGUGUGUGCUACAGGAUGUAAUCCUUUGGUAUAUAAAGGAUAUGGUUGUUAUUGUGGCUUCUUAGGAUCUGGAUAUGUCAUUGAUGGAAUCGAUCGGUGUUGUAAAAUGCAUGAUUGGUGUUACGAUGCCACAGAAUGUCCUAUAUUCAUGGAAUAUAUUGCACCCUAUUAUUGGAGAUGUUAUCAUGGUUACAAACCUGUAUGUGCCGUUGAACAUGGUAAAUGGGGAGGAUCGGGAUCGUGUGCACAACGUUUAUGCGAAUGUGAUAGAUCAUUAGCAGAAUGCUUACGCCGCUAUCCUUGUCCAACUACAAAGGCUGUUUGUACUUCAUCACCUUGGAGACUAGUACAAAAUCUUUUCAUGAUUAUGUAAUUUCACAUUGCACGUAUCUUAAUAGCAGCGUUUACCUCAGGAAUUUAUAUUACAAAAAUAUAAAAUAUGAUUUUGUUUUAGUUUACUCUUAUUUCAUGAGUUAACAGUUCAGAGAAUAGCUGUGUGCAAGUCUUAC
Molecule: messenger RNA, 940 nt
Organism: Vespa crabro (European hornet)
Lineage: Eukaryota; Metazoa; Arthropoda; Insecta; Hymenoptera; Vespidae
Exons: 6
Coding region: 1-804 (267 amino acids)
Biological process (GO): arachidonate secretion; lipid catabolic process; phospholipid metabolic process
Molecular function (GO): calcium ion binding; A2-type glycerophospholipase activity
Source: RefSeq, a predicted model, not a curated record